AUGGGCUUCACCCUACCGACUGCCACUGAGAAUCCCCGCGAUAGGGCAAGCGCUCUGAUAUCCAAGAAAGAAGAUAUAGAAUCAGAAAUCAAAUCCCAACUUGCCAUCCUCCAAGCCAACGACUCUACCAUACAGUCGCCGCUUGUCGAUGCGGAUGGUUUUCCUCGCGCAGACAUUGAUGUGUGGGCCGUGCGCACCGCGAGGGUGCGCAUCAUCGAGCUUAGGAACGACCUCAAAGAUGUCACGAAUGAGAUAGGGAAGGUUCUGGAAACAGUCUACUCUCCGAGCGCUGGCGCCGGGCAGGAUAACGCCAACGUUGAAUCUCCCACUAAGAUCGACGUUCCAGAGCCAUUCGCACGAGUUGAUGGUGUAGCUCCUGGUAGCCCAGCUGCAGAAUCGGGUAUGCAACGGGAGGACCUCAUCACAAAAUUCGGUACAUUGACCAAGGCAUCGUUCUCCUCCUCUUCACUCCAGCCACUGGCUGAGCUGGUCAAUGGGAGCGAAAAUCGUGUCAUUCAGAUCCGCGUGCUCCGAACGGGGCAGACAAUCGUCCUCAGUUUGACACCAAGGCAAGGAUGGGGAGGUCGGGGUAUGCUUGGAUGCCAUAUCGUCCCAUACGCCAAGGCUUCAUCUUCAUAG
This is a messenger RNA of Pleurotus ostreatus (oyster mushroom), 639 nucleotides long. It is a transcript of the gene NAS2, whose product is annotated as putative 26S proteasome regulatory subunit. Gene Ontology annotation, biological process: proteasome regulatory particle assembly. Bases 1 to 639 code for a protein of 212 amino acids. Gene Ontology annotation, molecular function: protein binding. The transcript has 4 exons. The record is from RefSeq and is a predicted model, not a curated record. Gene Ontology annotation, cellular component: nucleus; cytoplasm. NCBI's taxonomy places the organism in Eukaryota, Fungi, Basidiomycota, Agaricomycetes, Agaricales, Pleurotaceae.